Molecule: messenger RNA, 1573 nt
Organism: Chaetomium strumarium
Lineage: Eukaryota; Fungi; Ascomycota; Sordariomycetes; Sordariales; Chaetomiaceae
Exons: 2
Coding region: 203-1489 (428 amino acids)
Biological process (GO): translational termination
Molecular function (GO): translation release factor activity
Source: RefSeq, a predicted model, not a curated record
GGCAGGCGGAGAUAUCCGGCAAAAUUGAUAAGGACUUGGGUUCAGCUUAAGAAUUGGUGAUGAAAGGAAGACUCGAGGAUAGCGAUGAAGAGGGUCCCUGAGCUUCUUAUAUACCUACAUCCGUCCCUACCUUACCUACGUGAUUCCAGUCUCGUCUGCUGCCCGCAGCCAACAACGCCACAUCACCCGGUGCCUUGGAAGAAUGCUGACGGCACCAUGGGUGUGUUGGAACUGUGCGCGGUCGCUGGCACGCACUGGCAUUUGCCACUUCAUUCGUAGAUCGAGCACAGAAUCGUCAAUCAAGCUUCCACCUGCCCUUCUCGAGCGCGCCCGGAGACUCGCCGCCGAACAUGACCAAUUGAGCGCGGCUUUGGCGAAGGACUUCGACCCGAAGAAGGCGAAGCGUGCGGGCGAGAUCUCCAGAAUUGCCAGCGCGCUGCAACAGUUUGAAAAGGCGAAGGAGGCGCUUCGCGAGCUACAGGGACUGCUAGACUCCAACGAUGCGGAGCUACGAGAACUGGCCAAAGAUGAUCUCGAGGCGACACACGCCCAGCUUGCCGACUCGAGCCGUAACCUCUCGGUCGCCUUGACGCCCAAGCACCCCUUCGCCGACAUGCCCUGCCUGCUCGAAAUCCGUCCUGGACCUGGAGGCACAGAGGGCCGCUUUUUCGCCGACUCGCUCUUCCACAUGUACAAGGCGUACUGUUCGAACAAGGGCUAUCGCACGCGGACAGUCAAGUACGAGGCUUCAGACAGCGAUGGCCAGACGGGCUCAGAGGGCGAGAUUGCACUGCAAGAAGCGGUGCUCGAGAUUCAAGAGCCAGGCGCGUAUGGGACCUUCCGCGGCGAGGCAGGCAUGCACCGUGUCCAGCGCGUCCCCGCCACCGAGAAGAGCGGGCGGACACACACGAGCGCCGUUGCCGUCUGGGUGCUCCCCUCGUUCCCGGAGAACGGCACCUCGGAGUCGGAGGCUGACUGGGACAACCCGGAAAGCGAUUUCUACAUUGACCCGACCGAGGUGCGCAGCGAGACUAUGCGGGCCCGCGGCGCGGGCGGGCAGCACGUCAACAAGACCGAGUCGGCCAUCCGGCUGACGCACAUACCCACGGGCACCACGGUCAGCAUGCAGGAUUCGCGGUCGCAACAACAGAAUCGCGCCAGCGCCUGGAGACUGCUGCGCUCGAGGAUCGCACAGCAGAGGCGCGAGGCGAGGGAGGAAAUGGCACGCCAAUUGCGCAGCAGCGUACUAGCAAAUAAUCAAAUCACGCGGGGAGACAAGAUCAGGACAUAUCAAUACCAGCAGGACCGGUGUACUGACCAUCGGAGCGGGUUGGAUGCACACAAUCUUCCGGACGUGCUGCGAGGCGGAGAGACGCUGGGGAAGGUCAUGGAGAGCGUUCAAACUUGGCUGAUCAAUAAGGACAUCCAGGCCCUCAUUGCCGAUGAGGAGGCGGCUGCUGCCGUGGCUGCUGGGAAAGAGGGCAAGUGAUGUGCUCUUCCGUGUGAGAAACAUCUUGAAAAGUAAGGUAUGUACAGUACGACAUUGAGAAACGAUAGACCCAAUACCCUAUAC